Molecule: messenger RNA, 3144 nt
Organism: Spinacia oleracea (spinach)
Lineage: Eukaryota; Viridiplantae; Streptophyta; Magnoliopsida; Caryophyllales; Amaranthaceae
Exons: 5
Coding region: 1-3144 (1047 amino acids)
Source: RefSeq, a predicted model, not a curated record
AUGAGGGAUAAUCGAGAAUGGAUGUAUAAUAGGUUAGAGGGAAAUUUUCUUAGCCCAACCUUUGCUAACAAGGUCGGUGAAUUUAUUGCGUUUGCUACCACCAAAGAUAAUGUUGUGUUAGAUGGUAUGAUGAAAUGUCCAUGUGCAAAGUGUCGAAAUAUUCCAUAUCAAGAUAUAGACACUGUAAAGGAGCAUCUCUAUAAGUUUGGUUUUAAGCCUAACUAUUUCCAGUGGGUUUAUCACGGGGAAUUACACUCCCAGAAAAAUUCUCAAAGUUCUUGCUCCACAUCCACUGAGGAUGCCUCUAACCCUUAUAUAAGCAUGGUGCAAGAUGCUUUUGCACAAGAAGGUCAUUUAGAAGAUAUUGAAGAGGAACCGCAUCCUAGUUUCAAGAAGUUCUUUGACAUGUUGAAGGCAGCUCAGGAUCCAUUACAUGAUGGUUCUAAGUUGUCUUUGUUAGCGGCUGCUGCAAGGCUGGCUAACAUCAAGUGUGAGUAUAAUAUUCCUAUAAAAGGCGUAGACGACGUUGCUUCCUUGAUGAGAGACAUGUGCCCGGAUGAAAGUAAGAUGUCUGAUAGUUUUUCCAAGACAAAGAAGCUACUUGCAGGGCUAGAGCUUCCUCACCAAAGGAUACAUGUAUGUCCAAAUGGUUGCAUGUUAUUUUGGAAGGAACACAAAGAUCUCAAAGAAUGUCUUUAUUGUAAGGAAAGUCGUUAUAAGACAAUAAGGGAAAAUAGCAACAAUUCUCCUCAUAGCGUUCUGAUUUAUUUCCCUAUCGGCCCGAGAUUGCAGAGACUAUAUGCAACAAAAUCUACUGCUGAGAAAAUGAGGUGGCACAAUGAUAAUCCUCGAGCUCAUGGCCUAAUGUCUCAUCCAAGUGAUGGAGAGGCAUGGAAGCACCUAGAUAAGGAGUAUGAAUCGUUUGCCGCCGAGCCUCGAAAUGUUCGACUUGGUCUUUGUGCCGACGGAUUUUCACCGUUCGGGAAGACCGGGAGGCAAUAUUCUUGUUGGCCCGUCAUCUUGACUCCUUAUAAUCUUCCACCCUCGUUGUGCAUGAAGAAACCUUUUAUGUUUCUAAGUUUGAUAAUUCCAGGUCCAAAAAGCCCAAAAGGGAAUCUGGAUGUGUUCUUGCAACCUCUUAUUGAAGAAUUAAAACAACUAUGGGAGGUAGGAUUGCCGACUUAUGACAUCCCUAAGAAACAAAAUUUCCAAAUGAAGGUUGCAUUGCUUUGGACAAUCAGUGAUUUUCCGGCAUAUGGCAUGCUUUCGGGAUGGAGCACGGCAGGUAGAUUAUCUUGUCCUUAUUGUAUGGAAAAGACUAAGGCAUUCACUCUUACCAAUGGUGGAAAACAAAGUUGGUUUGAUUGUCAUCGACCGUUUUUACCCCGUGAUCACGCUUUUCGAAAAAAUAAGAGUGCUUUUCGCAAAGACACAGUUGAAAACUCUUCUCCCCCGCCACGAUUGAGUGGAGAAGAAGUUUGGAAUCGUGUAUCUUUGAUUCCAACAACCCUUGAGUGUAUAAGGGAUGAAGUUGACCGUCCAGAAGGGUUUGGUGUUUUGCACCAUUUUACAAAGCAGAGUGUCUUUUGGGAGCUUCCAUAUUGGAGCAAACUCUUGAUACGUCAUAAUCUUGAUUUCAUGCACAUCGAAAAAAAUGUGUUUGAUAAUGUGUUUCACACUGUAAUGGAUGUCAAGGGGAAAACUAAAGACAAUGUGAAGGCAAGAAGAGACUUGAAAGUGUAUUGUAAACGACGGAAGUUGGAGGCUCGAGAUGUUGUUAACAGUAAAGGGAAGGAAGUAACCAUAAUGCUGAAUGCUCCUUUUGUGUUGCCCAAAGAUAAAAGGAAACUUGUUUGUGAAUGGGUGAAGAAACUAAAGUUUCCUGAUGGUUAUGCUUCAAAUUUAGGCUAUUGCGUCGAUUUAAAGGAAUGUAAGCUAUUCGGUAUGAAAAGUCAUGAUUCCCAUGUUUUUAUGCAACGGUUGCUUCCUGUCGUUUUUAAAGAUUUGUUGCCCCUAAAUGAGUGGAAUGUAAUCACUGAAUUGAGCCAAUUUUUUAGAGAUCUUUUCUCAACCACCUUGAAAGUUGAUCACAUGGAGCGCUUAGAGGAUAAUAUUCCUGAAAUUCUUUGCAAGUUAGAGAGAAUAUUUCCACCUGAUUUUUCAAUUCAAUGGAACAUCUUCCUAUUCAUUUGCCUUAUGAGGCAAAAGUUUGUAUACCAUUUAAAAAAGAAGGUGGGUAAUAAAGCUCGAGUGGAAGGCUCAAUUUGCAAUGCUUACCUACUAGAGGAGAUAACAAAUUUUUGCUCUCUUUACUUUGAAGAAGAUGUUAACUGUAAGGUGAAAGAUUUAGGAUUGGGUACAUGUGUUGAUAAUGAAUCAAACAUUGAUCCCGAUCUACCUGAGAUGUUUUCUUCAAUUAUUGGGCAUAGUUCUUCGGAAGGCCAAUUUUGUUACCUUGAUGAAAAGGAUUACAAAGUCGCUCAUCGAUAUGUUCUAAGUAAUUGUGAAAUAUUACAACAAUAUCAAAGGGACUAUGUAUUGAAAAAGGGCAUUAAUACUGACAUUAUUCGCUCAUUGGCAUCAGGACCACUGACAAGAGUUCGAAAAUUCAAUCGAUAUCACAUUAAUGGAUAUCAUUUUCAUACGUUUGCUUAUGGAAAGAAUAAGUCAACUAUGAACUAUGGUGUUUGUGUAAAAAGUGUCCAGGGAGAUGAUUUUUAUGGCAUUCUUCAAGAAGUGGUGGAAUUGACUUAUGUCGGAGCAAGAAAGCGUCACACAACAAUGUUGUUUAAGUGUGAUUGGUUUGAUGUUGGACGUGGUACUAGGAUACAUGAAAAGUACAAUCUUGUUGAGGUGAAUCAUUCAAAGAGAUAUCCAAAGUAUGACCCGUUUGUACUGGCCUACCAAGUUGAGCAAGUCUAUUAUGCUCCUUCUCCAACUAACAACAUUGGAAGAAAUCAAUGGUGGUUUGUUUUUGAUGUAAAGGCAAGGGGAAUUAUUGAUGCCCCAAUUGAUCCUAUGGCUUUCCAAUUACUAGCCAAUGAAAACCCUUCAUUGCUAUCCGAGUUUCAGGCCGAAGAAUUUGUAGAAAGCGAUGAAGAAACUCAAGUGCUUUCCUCUCAUGAAUAUGAGGAGGUUGAUUGA